GUAAUGAACAGUGACCCUCUCAAUCUUAUCAAUGGUCACACUCCACUUUAUCUUCUUGUUAAUUGCGGGAGUGGCUAGAAGCCUUCAAGUGGUAGCCACAGCUGAAGACGAUGGACAGGGCAUUGGCAUUGGGGCGCCUAGCUUAAGAAGAAGAAUAAUAUGCAUUUUCAGCUGGAAUUCUGGAUCUGAAUUUCCACUACUUGGAAAGGAAUAAACCCAGGGAAAAAAAAGAAAAAAGAAAAAAGGAACGCUUUUUUUGGAGCUAAUCCCGCAUUCUUGAAGUAAUUAACAAGAAUGGGGGUAUUGAGGGAGUCUUGGUGCUUUUGUAACGGCGGAGGUAAGUCGGAGAGAAUGAAAGCCGCCAUUUUCUCCGGUAAAGGUCCCUUAAUGGCCAGAAUCGGAGCUGCCGGCACCGGCUUCCUCAUCCACCGGAACCUUCUCCUUACCACCCACGUUAAUCUCCCUUCUGUCUCUGCUGCCGAGGCUGCUGAGAUCCGCCUUCACAACGGCGUCGCUGCUUGCCUUUUUCCUCACAGGUUCUUUAUUACCAGCUCUGUUCUUGAUCUGACUAUAGUAGGCCUUGAUGCAAUGGAUGGAGAAACAAAUGUGCUGGUACAGCACAAUCACCAUUUGAAACCCUGUUCCAAUCCUAACUUGGACCUGGGUAGUGUAGUUUAUCUAUUAGGGUGCACAGAGGAAAAGGAGCUGACUGUGGGUGAAGGAAAAGUUGUAAUACCAACCGACAAUCUAAUCAAGUUAUCAACAGAUGGAGUAAUUUGGAGCCCUGGUUCUGCUGGAUUUGAUGUUCAUGGCAAUCUUGCGUUUAUGGUCUGUGAUCCUAUGAAGCUAGCCACGUCACCGAAUACAAAAUCCACUUCAACUUCAUCCUCAUCGUCAUCAUCAUGGAAGAAAGAUCUUCCAAUGCAGUUUGGUAUCCCCAUCCCUAUCAUCUGUGAUUGGUUAAACCAGCAUUGGGAGGGAAACCUUGAUGAACUCAAUAAACCAAAAUUACCGCUGCUCCGGUUAAUGUCUACUGGACAGAAGAGCGAACAUUCCUGUGCAUCAUUCACUAUGCGGCAAGUAUUUAAGUCAACAGAAGCUGAAAAUGAAGGAACUCCAUCAUCAUCAAACAUGAUGUCAAAGCAUAUUGGUCCAAGUUGUUCUGCUGUUCAUAAUAGUUCAGAAGAUGAAGCCCUUACUGCAGAUCCACCAGCUCCUACUCAUGUACAGGGAAUUCCAACACCAGAAAUAUACGAGUCACCAAAGUUGACAUCUACGCCAGUAAGGAAAAGGGAAAGCACCCAAAUCCAGCUCUUGGAUAUAAAUUUUCCACCAAGGAUUGUUAAAGUUCCAGCCUCACUGCAGCCUACCAGAAUAGUGCAGCCAAACUCAGAUGAAAAUCAUGUCAAGGAACCACCAAGGCUGCACCUCAUGGAUGAAGAUCAAUUUAGCGAUAAAGGACAUUCUGGCAUCAUAGCUGAAGCUGAAGUUGCAUCGACAGGUUCUGUAAAUGGUGUCCAGAGUGAGGUACAAUCUUGUGCAUCUCCAGUGGAUGGUUCAGAGAUGCAGCGUGACUACAGUAGUGAGGGAGAAACCACCAUGUAUUCUGCUGAAACAGCAGAAAGUCGUAAUUAUCCAAGUCCUAAGGAGGGAAGAUUUAACCAAGUAGGGAGGAGUCAGAGCUGUGUAAACUAUAAUAGAUGGGGGCCGGCCCAAAAGUUUCCAGUUGGUCGCAAGACAAUGAUAGAAAAGCAGAGAAGCUUUAUGCAAGGAAGAAAGGUGUAUUCACAAGGGGCUGCUUCUCAUAGAAGCAAUGAAUAUUACAGUCCUACUGUUUCUUCAAUUAUGAAGAAGCGGAACAACUUGGAGCAGCAGCCAAACAGACCCAGACAAAAUGCAGUUCAUUCAUCUCCGAGAUGGAUGUUCUAAGUUGUGAAAUUGAUAGGCUACCUAUAUAUAUUGUUCUCUCUCUUUCUUUGUUUUUUUUUGGGGUUCCACACCUACCCUAUUAAAUUACUUUUUGCCUACACUGUAAUUAAUUAUAUGUCGCAAUUUGUGCAGAACAUAUGAAAGAUAAACAAUAAAAAGAA
Molecule: messenger RNA, 2090 nt
Organism: Coffea eugenioides
Lineage: Eukaryota; Viridiplantae; Streptophyta; Magnoliopsida; Gentianales; Rubiaceae
Exons: 3
Coding region: 295-1929 (544 amino acids)
Source: RefSeq, a predicted model, not a curated record